Morchella importuna is the source of this 1215-nucleotide messenger RNA. RefSeq lists its product as uncharacterized. The record is from RefSeq and is a predicted model, not a curated record. Gene Ontology annotation, molecular function: 23S rRNA (adenine(1618)-N(6))-methyltransferase activity. Lineage: Eukaryota; Fungi; Ascomycota; Pezizomycetes; Pezizales; Morchellaceae. Gene Ontology annotation, biological process: rRNA base methylation. The transcript has 7 exons. Gene Ontology annotation, cellular component: nucleus. The coding region runs from base 1 to 1215 and encodes 404 amino acids.
AUGCAUCCCCGCAGCCCGUACGCAGAGUACACCGACUUUGCCCAGCUCGCACAGGGCUAUCCGUCUCUUGCUAAACACCUUGUAAAAAACAAAUCAAUCAACUUUAAGGAUCCGGAUGCUGUACGGGAACUCACGAAAUGCUUGCUCAAGCGCCACUUUGGCCUCACUGUGGAGCUUCCGGAGGACCGUCUGUGUCCGACGGUGCCGAAUAGGCUCAACUACGUCCUCUGGAUGCAGGACCUCAUAGACUCGACCAGCGGCGGCCCCACUGACGACUACGACCCCAGUCGGAAGGUCGUCGGGCUCGAUAUUGGUACAGGAGCAAGCUGCAUAUACCCGCUCCUCGCCUGCGCUUCGCGCCCCAAAUGGCACAUGUACGGCACCGACAUCGACGCGGCCUCUCUCCGCGCCGCGCGCGCCAACGUUGACCGUAAUGCCGAUAAAGUCGGUGGCCGCAUCACGGUGCUGGAUAGUACGGCCGACGGGCCGCUGUUUCCGCCUGGGAUCGAGACACUCGACUUCACCAUGUGCAACCCCCCAUUCUACGCCUCCGCCGCCGAACACGCCGCUUCGGCGGCCGCAAAGGCGCUGCCGCCGUCGUCGGCGUGCACGGGGUCUGCGGGGGAGAUGGUGUAUUCUGGCGGCGGGGAGGUGGGGUUUGUGGCGCGGAUCAUCGAGGAGUCGUGGGUCCACGGCGGAGGAGGGGGGGCGACGUGGUAUAGUAGUAUGGUUGGGAAGCUUGCGUCGCUGGCGCCGCUGGUGGAGAUGGUGAAAGCGCGGACGGGGAACUAUGCGGUGACGGAGUUCCGGCAGGGGGCGACGAGGCGCGGCGGUUGGAGGAGGGGAGGAGAGUGUGCGGGUGGUGGUGGGGGUUGUGGAGGGGUUGGGGUUGGAGUGGGAAGUGGAGGGGUUGGGGGUGGAGUGGGAAGUGGUCGAGGGGAGGAAGGAGGGAGAGGGGGAGGGGAGGGGGAGGGGGAUCGGGUGGUGGGCCGCGGGGAGGCAAGGGGCGAUGUGUGGAGCCGGAAGGCACGGCGGCGGAAGGCUCGCGGGGAGAUGGACGUGGAUGUCGAGGGCGGCGAGGUGAAGAUGGGCUUUCGAAUCGAGGUUAUGGGCGGCGAGGUUGUGGUGCGGUGGACGAGGGGAACGGAUCAUGUGCUGUUUGAGAGCUUCUGUGGCAUGCUGAGGAGGUGUGUCAAGGAGACGCCACAGGUCUAG